Manis pentadactyla (Chinese pangolin) is the source of this 582-nucleotide messenger RNA. RefSeq names its product family with sequence similarity 229 member B (gene FAM229B). The coding region runs from base 245 to 505 and encodes 86 amino acids. The record is from RefSeq and is a predicted model, not a curated record. The transcript is spliced from 4 exons. NCBI's taxonomy places the organism in Eukaryota, Metazoa, Chordata, Mammalia, Pholidota, Manidae.
AUUUUUCGUCAGAAGGCCGCGCGAAGGCACAGGCGUCUGAACGUUAUCACGGUGCCCGGGCGGCCGGCGGCAAAUGCGAGCCGCCUGUCAACAUCUCUGAGCGGCGGCAGCUCCGAAGGCCGGGGCAACUGGCGGCAGGUAGGAAACUAUGUGAAGGAAUCUUCUGAUGUAAUAAUUCCUGGCUGUCACUAGAACAUUUGAUCGUCACUCCUUUGGCAAUUCCAGCCUUCUGUGGAAGUGAACUAUGCCUUUUUGGUUUGGGACCCGGCCAAGGUGGAUUCCACUGGAAGGAGGAGAUUCUUCGAUUGGACUGGAACCUGGGCUGAGCUCCAGUGCUGCCUGUAAGGGGAAGGAGAUGUCCCCAACCAGACAACUCCAUAGAUGCCCUGGAAGCCAUUGCCUGACAAUAACUAAUGUUCCCAUCACUGUUUAUGCAACAAUGCGGAAGCCGCCUGCACAGAACAGCAAGAAGGCACCAGAAAUAGCAUCACUGAGUCUUCUGUAGUGGCUUGACUAGGUCAUGGGCAGUGCGCCAGGAUCAUCUUAUGACCUGGUGAACAAAUAAAAGUGGUAGUGCCUUUG